This is a messenger RNA of Morus notabilis, 713 nucleotides long. RefSeq lists its product as uncharacterized. Bases 1 to 480 code for a protein of 159 amino acids. The transcript is spliced from 2 exons. The record is from RefSeq and is a predicted model, not a curated record. Lineage: Eukaryota; Viridiplantae; Streptophyta; Magnoliopsida; Rosales; Moraceae.
AUGACUCAAGUAACACUAGUUUCUCAGCCCCAAACUCGCACCAACUCACUAUACCCAUCUAGUUUAGCCAUCAAAUCUGAGGGCGAGAGCGAUGAACCACCUCCAAACCAAGCGUUGUUGAAGUAUGGUAGUCUUGGGAAGAGAAUUGCCAAGACUAAGGACGCGAUUGCGAAGAUCUUUAACAGACCUGAUUGUGGGAAGCAUAUGAUGAGGAACUUUAGAGGAACUCACUUUGGUAAUAAUGUGGUCAGCAUUGCUAGGUGUGCUGUGUUGGAAUUUCAGAAGCUUGCGGUCUGUUCGGAAGUGGCGUUGCUUGAUCCUCCUACCUCUGUUGUGUUGGCUGGUUCCCCACCGCCCUGGGGUGCUAUAAAAGCUAAUUUUGAUGCUUCUAUUUUUCCAAAUUCAGAGACUUGUGGUAUUGGUUGUAUUUUGAGAGAUGAUUCUGGUGUGGUAAUUGUUGUUUUGGCUAAAAAAUAUUAAGAGGGACUUCUCUCCUUAUACUGGUGAAGCUUUGGCUAUUAGAGAACCUGUGUUGUUGGCUAAGGAGUUAGGAAUUUCGGGUUUGAUUAUUGAGUCUGAUGCAAAAAAGGUUGUGGAUGAUCUUAGAGGCGGCAACUCCCUUGCUCCCGAAAAUAUUAUUUCAGAUAUUCUCUCUUUGGUGGCAGGUUACAAGGAUUUUUCUUUCAAUUUUACCAGCCGAUCUAACAAUGGUU